Solanum tuberosum (potato) is the source of this 1217-nucleotide messenger RNA. Its product is annotated as annexin D5. Gene Ontology annotation, cellular component: cytoplasm; plasma membrane. NCBI's taxonomy places the organism in Eukaryota, Viridiplantae, Streptophyta, Magnoliopsida, Solanales, Solanaceae. Gene Ontology annotation, biological process: response to cold; response to heat; response to water deprivation. Gene Ontology annotation, molecular function: calcium ion binding; calcium-dependent phospholipid binding; phosphatidylserine binding. The coding region runs from base 70 to 1020 and encodes 316 amino acids. The transcript has 6 exons. The record is from RefSeq and is a predicted model, not a curated record.
CAUUUUUCCCUCAAUUUUUUAUUCAACAGAGAGAAAAAAAGAAGAAGGGGAAAACAGAGAAGAGAGAAAAUGGCUACUCUGAGUAUUCCUCCAGUUUUAACUACGCCUCGCGAUGAUGCCAUGCACCUUUACAAAGCUUUCAAAGGAUUUGGAUGUGAUAAAGCAGCAGUCAUUAACAUCCUUGCUCAUCGUGAUGCUACUCAGCGUGCUCUUAUUCAACAGGAAUACAGAACUAUGUAUUCUGAAGACCUAACCAAACGCUUGGUCAAAGAGCUUAGCGGUAAACUUGAGAAAGCAAUCUUGCUAUGGAUGUAUGAUCCAGCAGGAAGGGAUGCUAUCCUAGUAAGGCAAGCUUUGAGUGCUGACUCCAUUGAUCUCAGAGCUGCCACUGAAGUGAUAUGUUCACGGACUCCUUCUCAAAUAGUACAUUUGAAACAACUUUACCAUUCCAUGAAUGGUAUCUACCUGGAGCAUGAUAUUGCGCUUCACGCAUCUGAUGAUCACAAAAAGUUGCUUCUAGCAUAUGUAACCACAAUGCGCUAUGAAGGCCCAGAAGUUGACAGGGCUUCGGUUGAUCAUGAUGCUAAAGCUCUUUACAAAGCUGGGGAGAAGAAACUGGGAACUGAUGAGAAGACUUUUAUACGAAUUUUCUCUGAAAGAAGUAGGGCACACCUGGCUGCUGUUAGUUCUGCUUAUCACAGCAUGUAUUCCAGGAAGUUAAAAAAGGCUGUAAAAAGUGAAACCUCUGGACUCUUUGAGUUUGCUCUCUUGACUAUUUUGCAAUGUGCUGAGAAUCCAGCAACAUACUUUGCAAAGGAGUUGCACAAGGCAAUGAAGGGCUUGGGGACGAAUGAUACAACUCUCAUUAGGAUAGUAGCCACGCGAACUGAGAUUGAUAUGCAGUAUAUAAAAGCAGAGUACCAGAAAAAGCAUAAGAAAUCUCUUAAUGAUGCUGUUCAUUCGGAGACUUCUGGUGAUUAUCGUACCUUUCUUCUAUCUCUUCUGGGGCCUGCUCACUGAAUGAAGAGUCUAUGCCAUGCAACAGGUGUUAUUAGUAUGGUAUCAGUGUUGAAACUAGUGUGUAAGGCAAGCAGUUUCUGUUGCAUGCUUAUUAAUGUUUGCUUAUUUGCCUAGUUGGUUGAUUUGGAACAAUGUCUGUCCAUGAUCAGUUGCUAAACGUGAAUGGUGUUGUGAAGGUGCUUUCAGAUGUUCACUUA